Molecule: messenger RNA, 783 nt
Organism: Halichondria panicea
Lineage: Eukaryota; Metazoa; Porifera; Demospongiae; Suberitida; Halichondriidae
Exons: 3
Coding region: 75-689 (204 amino acids)
Source: RefSeq, a predicted model, not a curated record
GGUGUGGCUGCCUGCACGCUCCAGCAGUAGACUAGCUCAUAACAGUUUGCAACGGCACUCUGAUACAAUCAGCAAUGGCAGACUCUGAAGCAAAGAUUGCCCCACCAUCCAGCGCUAGCAGCCAUGGACAAGAAGCUGAUAAACUGCUCCUCAUUGAGAAAACUGAUCAACUCCUCACUGGUGCUGCUGGAGGAGUGAAGACUGUUCCAUCCAACCAUAGUCUAACUGGUCAAAUGGUGGAUCCUCGAGCGGUUCGUCGCCAUAACGACCCGAUGGACCUCGUGGAGCUGGCCAGGGCAGUACAGAAUGCUGACAAGUUUGUGUAUGCCACCACCUCAGGCAAACUACAGGUCAUCGUGGACACCAUACGAUCUCUGCAAGACCAGGCUCGGCGGAUCCUGGAAACCUCCAAGAAAGACAACCAACUUCACCAUGCUGCAUGUAACUUCAGCAAGAUCCCUGGCAAGACCUACCACUUGUACGAGAGGGGAGAUGGCUCGGCCUACUUCAGUAUGCUCGCCCCCUCGGACUGGGGUGGCUCCCCCCCUCACACGUUCCUCGGCUCUUAUCGUCUGGAGCACGACCAAUCCUGGACCCCCACUGAGCAGCUGGAUGAACGAUCCAGAGACAUUGCAGCCAUUGAUAGAACCAUCCACUCUAACUCUGCCAUUGGCUACAUUAAUAGCUGAACUGUUUUCUAUAGUUACAAAAAUUAUAGAGAAUUAGUAUUAUGAUCAUGUUCCAAUUCAUCGUUUGCUAAUAAAAUUAAUUAUUAUUCAACGA